Paramecium pentaurelia is the source of this 763-nucleotide messenger RNA. The record is from the annotation of a GenBank genome assembly. Lineage: Eukaryota; Ciliophora; Oligohymenophorea; Peniculida; Parameciidae.
AUGAUAAAUUUUGGGAAGGUUUUGUUAAGAAAAUCUUAAAUAAGUCUAGAUGACAUUAGAAAAUUUAUGAGUUUACCAAUUGAUUCAACAGAUGAAGAUAUACCAAUUUAUUCUUAUGAUGAAAAUGUAAAGGUAAUAAAUAAUAAUAGAAAAGAUUAUGUCAACUUAUGAUUUGGAAUAAUCAAUUAAACAUAUACCUUUAAAAGAUUAAGUAAUCCAUUCUAUAGCGCAUAUUGAAUAUAAUGCCAUGAAAUCAUAUAUAGAUACACUUGUUAGAUUUAUCAAUCAAGUUCCAGCAUAAUUCCAAAAAGAAUUUAAGGAAGAAUUAGGAUAAAUUGCAUAUGAAGAAUUUUGCCAUUUUGAAUUAAUUACUCAAUUAUGCAAAUAUGGAUCCUAGCCAGUACAUAAUAAUCUGUAAAAAAGAAUGAUUUUAACUAUGGAUUCUCUUUUAGGAAGAAUAGCAGUUUUGAGCAUUGUCAAUGAAGGCAGAGGAAUGGAUACAGGAUUGAAUUUGAUCUAAAAAUUAGAUGGUGAUAAUAAAUAUGAAAAAGUAAUUAAAAAGAUAGUCUAAGAAGAAAGUAACCAUGUUAGAAUUGGACUUAAAUGGUUUGAGCUAUUAUGCAAAGAUUAAAAUCCUUAGGAAAAUUUUAUUACAUUAAUGAAUAAUUACUAGAUUCCCAAAAAUUGGAAAAUUAAUGUAUAAAAAAGGAAGUAAGUAGGUUUUAGUGAUGAAUGGAUUAAAUGUUUACAGAACUGGAGUUGA